Messenger RNA from Sebastes umbrosus (honeycomb rockfish), 1080 nucleotides. Its product is annotated as apolipoprotein D-like. The transcript has 5 exons. Bases 402 to 974 code for a protein of 190 amino acids. Gene Ontology annotation, molecular function: lipid binding. The record is from RefSeq and is a predicted model, not a curated record. Gene Ontology annotation, biological process: brain development; tissue regeneration; lipid transport. NCBI's taxonomy places the organism in Eukaryota, Metazoa, Chordata, Actinopteri, Perciformes, Sebastidae.
UAAAGAUCCAACAGAUCAGGCUUGUUUUUGUUUUUUCCUUACAUGUCUAGGUGGGGUGUCAGAAGUAUUAUGCUCCCCAGGGUGCCAAAGAGUCGACCCAAACAUGCCUGGUGGUAAUUUACUAGAAAUCCGACUAAGUGUUGGCCGGAUGAUCCUCUCAGACCUCUUAAUCUGACAGUUUGUGCUCACCAACCGCUUACAGCAAGGCCUUGCACCGCUUUGAAUGAUGUUUUUUCUGUAAUGCCGGGUGGGCAGAAAGGUGGCACAGUUGGUUAUUUUGCUAAACAGCAGACAUGAUAUGAAGGAGGGGGGCUGUGUGGUGUUUCUAUCUGCUUCUACAGUCUGCAGGACAGCAAAGAGCUCCUGGAGAGUUGAGUGAAACGAGAGGUUGUGAAGAAAAGAUGAACGCCAUCCAGGUGAUUACCCUCACUCUGCUGUCCGUUCUGGCGGCUAACGCUCAGGUCAUCUCACCAGGAAGAUGCCCCAAGCCUGCUGUUCAGGAGAACUUUGAUGCUGCCAGGUAUCUUGGUAAGUGGUAUGACAUCCAGAGACUGCCUCACACCUUCCAGAAGGGCGAGUGCUGCACUGCCACCUACAGCCUGAAGAGCCCCGGAGUGGUUGGUGUCCUCAACAGUGAGCUCCUCUCUGAUGGGACCAUUAGCACCAUCAGUGGCUCUGCCAUGGCUAAAGACCCCUCUGAGCCCGCCAAGCUGCAGGUCUCCUUCUUUGAGUUCGCCCCCCCUGCCCCUUACUGGGUGCUGUCCACCGACUACGACAACUACACUCUGAUCUACAGCUGCACCGACCUCGGCGUGCUGCAUGUUGAGUUUGCCUGGAUCAUGAGCAGAGAGCCCACCCUGCCCGAGGAGACCCUGGAGGAGCUGCACAGCACCCUGUCCUCCAUGGGAGUCAAGGUGGACAAGCUGCUCACCACCGACCAGGACGUAGCUUACUGCAGCGCCAUGAACCAGUAAACAGACCAAGAUAGACCUGAUGAAGUCUAAAGGCCUGCAGACGGAUGUGUGGUGCUUGUGAUUGUUCUUCUCACUGUAUGUCUCAAAGUCAAUGCAAUAAACUUAU